Molecule: messenger RNA, 858 nt
Organism: Glarea lozoyensis ATCC 20868
Lineage: Eukaryota; Fungi; Ascomycota; Leotiomycetes; Helotiales; Helotiaceae
Exons: 1
Coding region: 1-858 (285 amino acids)
Source: RefSeq, a predicted model, not a curated record
AUGAAUGCUAUUGAAAGAGCUACGGGGCCUCGACAUGCAUGCAAGUCUGCUUCAACCUCCACUUCGGAACUUCCCUCGAUUCCGGCUAGAUUGGAAGCUCUCAACUACAUUGGCCUCCCAGCGGAACUACGUCUGAAAACUAUUAGGUACACCAUGGAAGAGCCUCAGAAUGUUGGCAUCGACUUUUUCACUGGUACAACCUACGAGAUUGCAAAGAGUCCACCUCCUCGCAGAUUCACGCCUAUCCCUAUUGCACUUCACCUCAAUCGCGAAAGCAGAAUCGAGGCUCUUAAGCACUACGAAGUCUUACUCUUUCAUUCGAUUCCUGAUAACUGGAAGUCUUCCUGCCCUACAAUCUACAUCAACAAGGCAGUCGAUACUCUCACUGUCGAAUUGAAACCACAAACGGAUUCACAUUCAUGGGAGGAAGCAAGCAUGCUCGUCGAAUGUAUUAAGUUUAUCGAUUUCCCACGGUCACGACUGGUAGUUUCCAUGAGCGAAGAAAAUGAUUGGCUUUCCAAGAUUCGUGGUAUGGAGAGUUGGCAGCUUGAUGAUAAAAGCUUCCGCGAGGGCUAUGAUAAGACAUGCACGGCUAUUGUCAAGAAGCUUGCAGUGUUCGCGAGGGAACUCGUACGGCCUCGCCUUAGAUUUUACUGCGCAACCGGCAAAACGGACGAUACACGAUUUGUUAUGAACGAGCUUUCGGCAGAUAAUAUGAGCGUUACAAUGACACUAUUAGUAUAUCACGAGAAUAAGGUUUGGCGUUUUUUCGAUUGUAACCCAAUUGAAACUGAAAUUCUUCGCUUUGAGCCCUGCGAGGGAGGAAUUGCUCUUCAUUUAAAGUCCAAUAAGAGAUAG